Scaptodrosophila lebanonensis is the source of this 2093-nucleotide messenger RNA. RefSeq names its product signal recognition particle subunit SRP68 (gene Srp68). Gene Ontology annotation, cellular component: signal recognition particle, endoplasmic reticulum targeting. The coding region runs from base 49 to 1857 and encodes 602 amino acids. The record is from RefSeq and is a predicted model, not a curated record. The transcript has 4 exons. Lineage: Eukaryota; Metazoa; Arthropoda; Insecta; Diptera; Drosophilidae. Gene Ontology annotation, molecular function: 7S RNA binding; endoplasmic reticulum signal sequence receptor activity; signal recognition particle binding. Gene Ontology annotation, biological process: SRP-dependent cotranslational protein targeting to membrane.
UCGUGUGCAUUUGGAUUCGGGUUUUUGUAAAAUUUGGAUUUUUGUAAAAUGGUCGUCGAAGAACCGUCUAGCGCCGAAAAUGUGGAGAAGAUUGACAGUAGCACGGCCGUAUCGGAGCCAGCUAAAAUCUUCACCGUUGAAAUACUGCACAUGAUCAAAGAUGCGCAACAACAGCAUGGUCUGCGACACGGUGACUAUCAACGCUAUCGUGGCUACUGCACGCGUCGCAUCCGUCGUCUGCGCAAGGCUCUGAAGUAUCCACAGGGGGAUAAGCGCCACUUCAAGAGACGCGACGUUACGCUCUCUCAACUGACGGGCAAGCGGGCGGACGAGCGUUACAUACACAUUCCGCUAAUCAGUGCGGAGCGCGCCUGGGCCUAUGCUAUGCAACUGAAGCAGGAGGCGAAUACGGAGCCGCGGAAGCGUUUCCACUUGAUUAACAAGAUGCGACGUGCCUGUUUCUAUGCCCUCCAAUUGCAGGAGCUGUGCAAUUCCGAAGCAUUUGAUGCUCGCACCAAGCUUGAAUGCGAAGCCUAUGUGGCUUGGAUGCACGGCACACUGCACUUUGAGCUACAGCUCUGGAAGACGGCUGGUGAGCACUUGAAACGUGCUCAGGUCGUCUAUGAGAACCUAGCUAAGGCUUUGCCCGACGAUGAGCAAGAACUGUAUCGAGCCAAAGUCAAUGAGUUCACGCCCAACUUGCGUUAUUGUGCCUACAACAUUAGCGGUGGGGCCAGUGGUGGAAAUAUCGAUGAAAUUUUGGAGCUACGCGCCCAGGGUGUGCUUGAGAAUUUGGAUGUACUCGUGAGCCAGACUAAAACUGAGAGUAGCGAAGGCCUUCAAACGAUCGACUGGCGUGGUCGCAAAGUUACUGUUCGUCCGGAGAAGGUGCGCCUGUUUUUGCUCAGUGCCCAAGAGCUGGACAAAUCGUUGGCGAAGGCCACCAAAGUGGAUGCCAAGAUUGAGCUGAUUGAACGGAUUUUAAUGGAUUGCAAGGAUGCCAUACAGGCUGUGCGUGAUGAGAUAAAGCAGGAUCCCAAGCUGCGCUCCCUAACCACCGGCCAGACAGUGUCGGGUGUGCAAUAUUUAUUAGCGUAUUUGAGCUACAUUCGUCACAGCCGCACGUUGCAGCGCAAUUUGUGUCUGGUCGAACAAGCCAAGCUUAACUUUUACGAUCCCAACCAGCAGUCCCAGAUUGUGGGAGAUGGCAAACGUGUACGCUCGCAAGAUCUGGCGCGUCUGUAUGAAAUCAUUUUGCAGAAUGUGACGGAAAUGCAGCAAAUCAGUGGCAUGGAGGAGGAUUCUCGGUAUCAAGAAGAAGUCUCUAAUUUGGCGCUUACUUUUAAGGCCUUCCGUUGCUAUUAUAUUGCGCUCACGUUGAUCGACAUGAAAAAAUGGAAGGAGGCAGUAGCGCUAUACGAACGUGCUUCGAACUAUGCCAGCGAGGCACUGAAGGGCAAGACCAGUGCCGAGUUCCAAUUGCAAGCUGAAUUAAAAAAGCUUGUCUCCACCAUCGAUGGUUGCAAAUUCUCUGCCCAUGCCUACAGCGUGCUGGAGGAUGAUAACAGCGAGGACGCGAGCUCCAAUGCGAAAGCUCAGAAGACAACGAAGCCGCUGUACGAGCGUCUAUCACAAUACAAAGAGGACCAAUCGCUGCACACUAAAACACCCAAUGUAUUCAAAUUAACACCCGAUAUGGAACCUAUACCAUGUAAGCCGCUAUUCUUCGACUUGGCCAUGAAUUACUUGGAGCUACCUUCUCUGGAGGACAAAUUGGAAUCACCUGGAAAGAAGGGUGCUUCAAUUACUGGCUUUGUCAAAGGAUUUCUUGGUUGGGGCGGUGCCGGCAAUAAAUGAGAGUCGCGCAAAAAAUAAAGAUAAAGUACACAUGCACCUUUUGCGGAAUUCCAAGUUAAUGUUGCUUUUAUACAUGGCCCGUUUUUCUGUUGAUUUGUAAGUUUUUGUUUAUGCUUUUACACGCCGCAGGCUUUUUAUAUAUAAAAUAGAACACUUUUGUUGUGACAAAGAAUUUACGAAAGUGUAGAAGAUUUUGGUAAUAAAGGAACCCACAAUAAAAAUGUGGUAUGGCCACA